Molecule: messenger RNA, 3454 nt
Organism: Lucilia sericata (common green bottle fly)
Lineage: Eukaryota; Metazoa; Arthropoda; Insecta; Diptera; Calliphoridae
Gene: slgA
Product: proline dehydrogenase 1, mitochondrial
Exons: 12
Coding region: 1473-3020 (515 amino acids)
Cellular component (GO): mitochondrion
Molecular function (GO): FAD binding; proline dehydrogenase activity
Source: RefSeq, a predicted model, not a curated record
GGCGAUUUGGUUCCUUAGUUGGUUUAGUAACGUUCUAGUUGUCAGUUGUCGUUCAGCGUUGAACGGGCGACGUGUGAUUAAAAUUCAUUCUUCCUUCUCUCGUUGUGUGUGUUUGUGUGAUAUACUCUACUGCGGUGUGAAAAUUGUUUUUCAAAAAAUAAAAAAUUAAAUAAAUUGAAAAAGAAAUAUUAAAAAAAUAAACAGAAGAAACUGUUUAAGCGUGAAUUAAAAAAAGUUAAUUAAAUAACAAAGUCUAAAAACAGGAAAUUAUUUGUUCCUUUACUUCAAGACAAGUAAACUCAAAUAAAACAAUACGAAAAAAGAAAAUAUCAAACGAAACUAAAAAAAACCAAACCUAUAAAACUCAAUUUAUUAAAAAAAACAUCCUAGUGCGCGUGUGUAAUGGCGUUUUUGCGUUCCAUCUGUGCUCAACGUACAAAUUUAGUUUAUAGUUAUAGUGGCUGUAGUUCCAGCAGCUUUGGUGCUGGCAAACUUCAAUACAUUGCUGGCUCUAAAGCUACAACAAGUUGGUCGAGCUCGGUUCGACAAUUGAGUCAUGAUUCGAAGGACAAUGCAAGUGAAUUGAAUUUACAACAAGGCUCAUCGCAUCAUUAUUCCACUCAUCGUCGCAGCAAACAACUCUUAUUAGCCAAUGCUCUAUUUGCACCUCAUUUCAAUCAACAUUAUCAACGUGUCCACACAAAUGCUAGCAAAUCUCAAACUGUAACCGCUACCCAAACGAUUGCGGAUGACGAUAAAGUUUCUUCGGUUUCUUCGAGGAAACCACAUCGUAGGCAAGCCCCACAACCAAAUGUUCCCGAAAAUCCCCAACGUGAUCCUUUGGAUGUUAGUUUCAAUGAUCCAAUUGCGGCAUUCAAGAGCAAAACAACAUGGGAGCUAGUACGCGCCUAUCUUGUCUAUACUAUUUGUUCCAGUGAAAAGCUUGUUGAGCAUAAUAUGAAGCUAAUGAAAGUGGCAAAUACAAUACUGGGAGAUAAAUUGUUUACAGCACUUAUGAAGGCAACAUUUUAUGGACAUUUUGUUGCUGGCGAAGAUCAAAUAAAAAUUAUACCAACACUUGAAAGGUAAUUUUAUAAAACUAUUAUUUUAACUAAUGCUUUUUUUCUGUUUUUUUUUUCUUUUCUUUACAUUUUUUUAUUAAUAUAAAUUUGGAUUAUAUUUGGAUAAUAUCAACCUGCUUAUUUAUUGCCAUGUUUGUUAAAUAAACUAUUAAAUGCGCUAAAAUCAAAUCAACUCAAUAAUAUUGUUUCCUGAAAACACACACCUCUGUAUUCCAAUGAUACCAAAAUCGAUAAACACAUUUCUACCAUCACUUGUACCUUCCACACAAUUUUUGGGUUUUAUUUAUUGUGCAAAUACUUUCUUCCAUUUCAAUUGUAUUUUGAUUUGACUUUUGAUUGAUUGAUUUUGAUGCGGUUCCUCCGUACAUGUAAUAUUCUUCUAUUUAGUUGAUGAAAUUCGCCAGAGCCAUAUUGGGUGGCACACUUUUUGAACUUUUAAUGAAAUCAACUUUCUAUGGACAUUUUGUAGCUGGCGAGAAUCGUCAUACGAUUGUACCAACACUUGAGAGAUUACGCUCCUUUGGUGUUAAGCCAAUUUUGGAUUAUUCCGUAGAAGAAGAUCUUUCACAAGAGGAAGCUGAAAAACGUGAAGUCGAAUCUUCUGUCUCCAGUGCUGGCGAUGUUGAUGAAGAUGGUAGCAUGCCCCAGUAUCAUGUCGAUAAGUCAUUUGCCGAUCGCCGUUAUAAGGUUAACAGUGCUAGAACUUAUUUCUACUUGAACGAAGCUACUUGUGAACGUAAUAUGGAAACAUUCAUUAAAUGUUUGGAAGCUGUUUCAGGCGCAACCUUUGGUACUGGUAUUACAGCUAUUAAAUUAACCGCCCUGGGUCGUCCUCAACUUUUGUUACAACUUUCUGAAGUCAUUAUGCGCACACGUAAAUAUAUGGAAGAUUUGGUUGGUGGUCAAGGCAAUGUUUUAACUCAUCACAAGACUAUUAAGGAUUUGGAAAAAUAUUAUGCUAGUUUGGGCUCUGACAAUAAAAAUGUUCAAGAAUUUCUUAAGAAUGUUACCUCCGAUAAAGAAGGUAUUUUGCAUUUGUUCCCCUGGUCUGGUAUUGUUGAUGAGGAUUCACAAUUGAGUGAUACCUUUAGAGUGCCCGAUCCUAAAACAGGUCAAAUGCGUCGUUUGAUCUCACAAAUUCCGCCCAAAGAGGAAGAAAUGUUUAGAAAUAUGAUUCGUCGUCUAAAUACUAUUGUUAAGACUGCUGAAGAAUUGGAUGUCCGUAUUAUGAUUGAUGCUGAACAGACUUAUUUCCAACCUGCAAUCUCCCGCAUUACACUCGAAAUGAUGCGUAAAUACAACAAGGACAAGGCCAUUGUAUUCAAUACAUACCAAUGCUAUUUGCGUGAAGCCUAUAGAGAGGUUAACACCGAUUUGGAACAAGCUAAACGUCAAAACUUCUAUUUCGGUGCUAAGUUGGUACGCGGCGCUUAUAUGGAACAAGAACGUGCCAGAGCUAGUGCUCUAGGUUAUUCUGAUCCUGUCAAUCCUAGUUAUGAGGCUACUACUGAAAUGUAUCACAAGACUUUAACAGAAUGUUUGAGAAGAAUUAAGAUACUCAAAGAUAAUGGUGAAGAUGCUAAAAAGAUUGGUAUUAUGGUGGCUUCCCACAAUGAAGACACUGUACGUUAUGCCAUUGAGAAAAUGAAGGAAAUCGGUAUUUCGCCCGAAGACAAAGUUAUUUGCUUCGGUCAACUGUUGGGCAUGUGUGAUUAUAUUACUUUCCCCUUAGGUCAAGCUGGUUACUCGGCCUAUAAGUAUAUUCCCUAUGGUCCCGUUCAAGAAGUGUUGCCAUAUCUCUCACGCAGAGCACAAGAAAACAAGGGUGUCCUUAAGAAAAUCCAAAAAGAAAAACGUCUUUUAGCUGCCGAAUUACGCCGACGACUGUUGCGUGGUCAAUUGUUCUACAAACCCAAGGGAAAUUAUGUACCCAUUUAAAUUGUUCCCUCUACUUUGGCCACUCUCACACAUACACACAAACACACACCCUAAAAAUAACACAAAAACUCAUAAAAGAAAAAACAAAACACAUUUGCAUACUUACAGGCGCUACAUUUUCAAAAAAAAAAGUAAAGUGGAAACACACAUUUUAAAGCAACAAUUUUGAAAUCUAUUAAACAAAAACAAUAUUUAUUAAAUUGUAUUUUACACAAAAUUAAAAAAUUUUAAACAGAAUUCAAAUACUGCUGGAUACAGUUAGCUGAAAUAUUGGUUAUUGAACGUCUUCAAAUGUUGUCUGUAUGUCCAUGUGUUUUGAAAUGGAAAAAGAAAAAUAAAAAUUAGAAGAAAGUAGAAUAGUUAAAGAAUCGAAUCAAAACGAAUCUAGCAUUUUCACUACUCAUUAAUUUAACAAAGAGAAACAAAAGAUCUAA